This is a messenger RNA of Bactrocera oleae (olive fruit fly), 959 nucleotides long. RefSeq lists its product as uncharacterized. The record is from RefSeq and is a predicted model, not a curated record. NCBI's taxonomy places the organism in Eukaryota, Metazoa, Arthropoda, Insecta, Diptera, Tephritidae.
AUAACCUGUAUAUUGGACAAAAAAAAAAGUACAGAAAUCGAAUAAUUUUUAAAAAAGUAAACAGUUUCUGAUAGUCAAAAACAACAAUAAAUGCAAGAAAUCUGGUGUUUCUUCAAGUUGCUCGAAGUGCUGCUGGGCAUUGUGUGCCUCACAUUUCACGUUCUCGGCUUUCUGCACACGGAACCGCUACCACACAACCUUUUCUACUGCGGCACAUUUGCCAGCUUCACAGUCUACGCAGCCUUUGGCAUACUCAACAACUUGUGUGGGCAUGGUCGCACUGCUACCAUCGAAGCCAUAGCCACAACUUUGGGUGCUGUGAUGCAUUUCGCCGCCUCGCUGCUUUCCAUGUAUCAUGCGGAGCAAGACUUUCAUUUAAUGUUUCUCACCGAUACGGAGGAGCCGAAGCAUCGCUACUUUUUCUAUUGUAAGGCGCAAAGUAUUGCCGCUCUGACCACAGGUGGCAUGUAUAUGUUGCAUGCCACGUACGCCUACGAUGCUGGUUUCAUACGUUUCAAGCGUGAGUUGCGCAGUGGGGUCGCGAGUGAUCAAGAAACCGAAGAUGAGGAAUCGCUACAACGCUAUAGAACGCAUAUUGAGAUGUUUGUGUGUGGAAAGUGGGUUCAUAAGAAAUUGUUGCGCUUCAAGUGGUUCCAAGAAUUAGCCACGAAACCAUGAUUGCAAUUUUUCAACUUGAAAAGCUUAUUUGAGCUUUUGAAAAGCUUUUUGUAUUAAACAAAAAUAUUAUAUAACAAUUGAAAAUGUGCUUUAUUUGGGCAAAAGUGUAGUACAGUCUGUAUCGAAGAACUUCGAGUACUCAGAGCCUACAGCUUUGUUGAGGUCGGAACGGGAAAGCACAAUUCAUAUAUAAGUAUGUAUUACGAAUAAUUUGUUUAUAACACAAGCUCUCUUAUUUAAAAUAAUAAACCCUUAUUUAAAAUAAUAAAUCCCAAUAUGAA